CAAAUUGCAGACGCUGAAGCUAAGGCUUGUCGUCUUUUGCUCCCUCUCCACCCAUCAUCCUAGAAAGUAGAAAGAACCAAAAUUCUUCACAAAACCCUCCAUAUCUCAUGGUGAUUCAAGCUCUUCCAUCAUUUCUUUGAGAGCCCCAGAAAUUGUGUGACAUAGAAUAUGCCAUGGAGGCCCUGAAUGCAGCAAGCUUGACUCCCUUGUCUGUUCUUUGUGACAAAAAAAAAGAACCCAGAAAAAUCACAUCUCCCCCUACAACUUUUCCACUUAAGUUCUCAAAUUCUGCUACUUUUAAUACCACCCCAUCAACUUUACAAGAAUGUUUAUCAAGGGGUUUUCAAGGGGGUCUAGUCCUUUUAUCUUCAGCUUUCAGUACUGGGCUUGCCAGAGCUUUAUCCUAUGAGGAAGCACUUAAACAGUCUGGGAAUGCCGCAGCUGGGGACUUUGAUGCAAGUGGGGUUCUUGAUAGUGUUUUAAAUUUUGGAACAGAAAAUCCUGCAGUUAUAGCGGGUGGCGCCGCCAUUCUGGUGGUUCCGGUGGUAUUAUCUCAAGUUCUGAAGAAGUCUAAACCAUGGGGCAUUGAGUCUGCAAAAAGUGCUUAUGCAAAAUUAGGUGAUGAUGCGAAUGCUCAGUUGCUUGAUAUAAGAGCACCAGUGGAAUUUAGGCAAGUGGGUAGCCCAGAUAUCCGGGAUUUGAGGAAGAAACCGGUGUCUAUUGUUUAUAGAGGGGAAGAGAAGCCUGGGUUCUUAAAGAAGCUUUCUUUAAAGUUCAAGGAACCAGAAAAUACUACACUGUUCAUUUUAGACAAAUUUGAUGGAACUUCUGAACUGGUUGCGGAGUUGGUCACUGUAAAUGGAUUCAAAGCUGCGUAUGCAAUAAAAGAUGGAGCAGAAGGACCCCAAGGAUGGAUGAAUAGCGGUCUUCCUUGGGUACCACCAAGAAAAGCAUUGAGUCUUGAUCUUAGCAAUUUGACAGAUGCUAUUGGUGGUGCAAUUGGAGAGGGUGCAGAUGCCGUGUCUCUUACCCUUGGGAUUGCUGCAGCCGCUGGAUUAGGUUUAUUGGCUUUUUCAGAGAUAGAAACAAUACUCCAAAUAUUAGGCUCAGCCGCAUUUGUUCAGUUUGCAAGUAAGAAACUCCUAUUUGCUGAGGAUCGAAAGGAAACUCUCCAACAAGUGGAUGAAUUCUUGAACACAAAGGUUGCCCCUAAAGAGCUUGCUGAUGAUAUAAAGCAAAUUGGAAAGGCUAUUCUACCAUUAACUGUGACUAGCAAAGCUCUUCCUGCACCUACUGAGGCAAUCCCAGAGCCCGCUACUACUGAUAAUACUAUACAAAAAGCAGAAGCAGCUCCAGAGCCAAAUGUAGAAACAGCUGGACAAUCCAGUCCUGAGAUAAACUCAGUGCCCAAAACUGAAGUUAAAGCAGAAUCACUUCAUGGAUUUUCAAAAUCACUUUCUCCAUAUCCAUAUUAUCCGGAUUUGAAGCCUCCAACAUCUCCUACACCAUCGCAGCCCUAGAGUUGUAAUUGCAUAUCCCAUUGUAUUUCUAUAACAGAGCUGUUUGGAGAGGGAUUUGCAGGUGAUUUUUGCAAAUUAUGCUGGUCUUAUAUAAAACCUUUCAGCCUAGAUGACAUCUUGGACUGAAUACAAACUUGUUCUGGAUUUUUGUAAUAGAAGCCUACCACGACCACUUUCUUUGUGUUUCUUAUGAUAUUUUAUGUACCAUUGGGUCUCUUUUUGUAUGGGAUUUAUGUAUUACCACUAUUUGGAUUAGCAUAAUAAUAUUUCUUUCAGAAUUUGAGUAAGCAA
Messenger RNA from Alnus glutinosa, 1811 nucleotides. Its product is annotated as rhodanese-like domain-containing protein 4, chloroplastic. The transcript has 8 exons. Lineage: Eukaryota; Viridiplantae; Streptophyta; Magnoliopsida; Fagales; Betulaceae. The record is from RefSeq and is a predicted model, not a curated record. Bases 174 to 1520 code for a protein of 448 amino acids.